Molecule: messenger RNA, 357 nt
Organism: Dibothriocephalus latus
Lineage: Eukaryota; Metazoa; Platyhelminthes; Cestoda; Diphyllobothriidea; Diphyllobothriidae
Source: the annotation of a GenBank genome assembly
AUGGAAUCUAUAGUCUCGGGAGCAGUUGUCGGUUGCCUCUAUGCCCUCUUUUCUGGUCAACCGCUGACCAUCAUGGGCAGUACCGGCCCUGUCUUGGUCUUUGAGAGCAUCAUCUUCCGUCUCUGCACAAGCUGGCGAUGGGCCUAUCUAUCCUUCCGUUUCUGGAUCGGCAUGUGGACUGCCCUCCUCCUGCUCAUCAUGGUGGCCUUUGAUCUCUCCGCGCUGGUUCGUUUCAUCACACGCUUCACUGAGGAGUCUUUUGCCCUGCUGAUCGCUCUCAUCUUUAUUGUUGAAGCCUUCCAGAAGACUUACGCCAUCUCCAAGGUCUACCCCGUGAACCUGUACGUUGCUGUGUGA